Messenger RNA from Phyllopteryx taeniolatus (common seadragon), 1878 nucleotides. It is a transcript of the gene kctd12.1, whose product is annotated as potassium channel tetramerisation domain containing 12.1. The coding region runs from base 59 to 850 and encodes 263 amino acids. Lineage: Eukaryota; Metazoa; Chordata; Actinopteri; Syngnathiformes; Syngnathidae. Gene Ontology annotation, molecular function: protein binding. The record is from RefSeq and is a predicted model, not a curated record. The transcript has a single exon. Gene Ontology annotation, cellular component: postsynaptic membrane; presynaptic membrane. Gene Ontology annotation, biological process: protein homooligomerization; regulation of G protein-coupled receptor signaling pathway.
AGGAGCCGACACGGGCACGGACACGGGCACGCGCACGGGCACGCACACGGGCGGCGGGAUGGCUCUGGCCGAGGCGUCCAAACAAGGCGGCGAGAGCAAGUUCUCGGACAUCGUGGAGCUGAACGUGGGCGGCCAGGUGUACGUGACCCGGCUCCAAACUCUGGUGGCGGUGCCGGACUCGCUCCUGUGGCGCAUGUUCAGCCGCCGCGCGCCACAGGAGCUGGCCCGGGACAGCAAGGGCCGCGUCUUCCUGGACCGGGACGGCUUCUUGUUCCGCUACGUCCUGGACUACCUGCGCGACCUGACCUUGGUGCUGCCGGACUACUUCCCGGAGAGGAGCCGCCUGCGCAGGGAGGCCGACUUCUUCCAGCUCCGGGAGCUGGCCGAGCGGCUGAGCGAGGACGGCUCCGUCGGCGAGGAGGCCGGCCGCGGCGACGCCGACGACGGCUCGCUCCGAGGCGGCCGGCCUCCGGGCGCGGACUCCAGGAAGUCGGGCUACAUCACCGUGGGCUACCGGGGCUCGUAUACCAUCGGCCGGGACACCCAGACCGACGCCAAAUUCCGCAGAGUGGCGCGCAUCACCGUGUGCGGGAAGACCGCCCUGGCCAAGGAGGUGUUCGGGGACACGCUCAACGAGAGCCGGGACCCGGACCGCCCGCCGGAGAGGUACACGUCGCGCUACUACCUCAAGUACAACUUCCUGGAGCAGGCCUUCGACAGGCUGACCGAGGUGGGCUUCCGCAUGGUGGCCUGCAGCUCCACGGGCACCUGCGCCUACGCCAGCAACGACCCCGCCGAGGACAAAAUCUGGACGAGUUACACCGAAUAUGUCUUCUGUCGGGAACAGUAGCCACGGCGCCUCAGAAAAUCCAUCGGCCUUUUCAUUCCACUAGGCGCCCUCGGAAGAGCAAUUACCCGUACGACCGCUUCAAAGCUGGAGAUUUGAACGCACCCCCGCAAAAAAUUCAAACAUGCACAAAAGCACGGUUGGAGUCCGCCGCUGGUUCCCAAUUUACAGUAGCACGUCACUAAACAAAAAUAUAUAUACAGUCAACCCAAAUUCUUUUUUGCAAUCCGUUCUUAGCUGAAAAACUCACCUAUUUGCUGCUUUUUGUCUGCUCAUCUGGCACCAAGCAACUGUUCAAGUGAGUUAAGGAGCUUCAUUUUGGACAGAAGUAGUUCUUUGCCUCCAUCUCGCGGCCUUUUUGUGCGGUGGCAACAAUCACUCGCAGAUUUUCGUCACGGCACGGCCCCCCGGGGGCAGCUGGGGUCGGCUGUACGUAAAUCAAGAAUGAUGCCGUGGAAGCGCAUUUCAUCCAACUGCCUGUCACUCUAAAUCAAUGGCAUAGAUGAACAUUUGCAGUAUUAUUGAAACAAUAAAGUCGCAUCAUUGUUUACUAAGAAAAAAAAAAACCCCAACAACAACAUUGUUUAUGGCACUGUGUCUGGAAAUGGAACAUAAACGUUGUCAGGCUCCAAUAGUAACAUCCGCUCCAAUGAAACUUUGGAAUAACGUGUCAGGAACAAAUUGGAUUUUGGGUGUGUUGAGUGUUGUGUUGUGUGCGAAAGAAAUACAACUCAACAUUAGUCAUGUUGCUUUCCAACAUCUGAGUUUCGACUAUGAUAACUCGAUAAUUAGGUGGACAAGAUAAUCAAUUCCUGAUCAUUUGUUAAAAAAAAAGAUGAUAACUGCAUAUGAGAAGUUCAUUCAUUUUCCAUAUCAUCCUUGUCCAAUAAAAAGCAUGCACAGUAUCUCUAUUUUUUUGGGGAGUUUUUCUUUCUUUUUAACAAACAGCAAGACAGACAAAGAAAGUGAGACGGCGACGAGACAACAAAGUGGCAAAUUUGUGUAUGAAUAAACUUCUCAUACUAAUCGUG